Chrysoperla carnea is the source of this 1526-nucleotide messenger RNA. Its product is annotated as RNA-binding protein Musashi homolog 2-like. The coding region runs from base 115 to 1344 and encodes 409 amino acids. Gene Ontology annotation, molecular function: RNA binding. Lineage: Eukaryota; Metazoa; Arthropoda; Insecta; Neuroptera; Chrysopidae. The transcript has 7 exons. The record is from RefSeq and is a predicted model, not a curated record.
AUAAUUAACUAAGUUAGUUGUUCUAAUUCUAAUUCUAAUUUUGUGUAAAUUUUGUCUAAACACUAAGUUUAAAGUAAAAAGAAGUAAUUUUGACUUUUUGGACCCAAGUAUUUUAUGGAGAAAUGGAUUCUAGUAAAACCUGCGACCAUGCAACCGUCUGCAAUGAAUGGUAAUGCCACAACAAAUGGUAACACAUUAAUAACACCAAAUAAUAGUACAACAAAUAAUUCAAACGGUGUUGUAUUAUCAUCAAACACACCUGUUACUAGCACCGGGGCCGGGGUUGUGACAAGCACUGGUGGUGUUACUGUUACCAACGGGGGUGGUAUAUCAAGUCAAUCGAGUACACCGACACAAAGUAUAACACCACCUGGCAAUAAUGCACCUAAAUAUGGUACAUUAGUACCAAACAGAGUAUUUGUUGGUGGUAUAUCUGCGAAUACAACUGAAGUGGAACUUGCCCAAUUAUUUAGCACAUAUGGUACUGUAAAAGCAACUAAAAUAAUUUCGGAUCGUGCUGGUGUAUCAAAAGGUUAUGGUUUUGUAACGUUUGAAUCGGAAGAGGAAGCGAAACGAUUACAACGUGAAGCUGAUAAUAUUGUACUCAGAGAGCGAAAAUUAAAUAUUGCGCCUGCAAUUAAAAAACAGCCAUUUUCACGACCAUUGGAUGGAACAACACCAGGAAGUCCGCCAGGUUUAACAGCCAUACCUACAUUGUCAGCGGCCUUAGCAAAAGGAUUGAAGAAGACAUAUCAUUUUUAUGGUAAUUGCAGUAGAGAAUGUUAUUCUCUAGGUGCAGGUCCCGCAGCAGCUGGUUUUGGUUAUUUCCCAUCAGCGGCAGCAGCGAAUGCUGUAAAUGCGGCCGCAGCAUUAAACGGUCCAUACUUUCAAAACGGUGGUGUUACUUACUAUAAUCCAGCGAUUCCAGCAAAUAGUGGACCUGGUGCGGAUCCAACAAGUGGUGUUUAUCCAGCUGCAGCGUUAUAUCCAGGUGGGGCGGCAACAAGUCAUACAGGUGGCCCACCUGUUUCAGUUACACAACAAUCGGCGAAUUCCGCUGCUGUACAGCAACAACAACAGGCGUGUGCAGCAACAGCGGCCGUUGUACAACAGAAUAUAGCUGCACAAAACGCGGCAGCUAUUGCGGCAGCUGCCGCGGCCGGUUAUCCGGCAAUGUUAUAUCCUCCUAUGUAUAUGCCAGCUGGAGCUCAUCCUCAACAGUACGCAACGUAUCCAGGACAUGUACCGUCUAGCAAUGGAUUUCUGACAGCUGAUGCAACUGGGAUACCCUACUCCUUGGCACCACAACCCACAUACGUUCUAUUGGACACCAUUCAAUACUGAGUACAGUAAAACAACCCCUCCAACUAUCAAAAUUUAAACAAAUUCAAAAAAAAAUAUCACUUGUGGUGUUUUUUUUAUAUGUGAAAAAUUUUUUCUUAUAAAGUGUGUCAUUGACUUACAAAAUACGUCAAACACGCUUUCAUAUUAACUAAAUCAGCUUUUGUGUCAUCAAAAAUUCGUCG